AUGUUAUCCAUGGAGGCUUCAUCAACGCCCUCAACUUUUCAUGAUUUAUAUUCCUUCGGAAUUCAAGUUUUGAAUACCAAAGAUACAGAUGAAAAAGUUAAUCUCUCAUUUCUCGCUCAACAACUUUAUGAAGAUGGAAAAAUACGUGUGAGGCCUUUGGAUCCCAAUGAAAUGGUAAAAGUGAGACCUCCGAGUGUUCCGGCUCGUCCCGAUAAUAUCACCAUUGUUCAUCCGAAACAAUUACAUAAAAGAGGAGCAGGAACUGUGGAAAAUAGAGCAGCUUUGAUUCAUUCCAUUUGUCAUAUGGAAUCUUACGCUAUUGAUUUGAGUUGGGACAUUUUAUGUCGAUUCGCAAUUCUCGAUUAUUUACCUGACGAAUUUCUCAUUGAUUGGUUUUAUGUUGCAUUGGAUGAAUGUCGACAUUUCAAAAUGUUAAGCAAACGAUUGACAGAAUUAGCAAGUUUUUAUGGUCAGUUCCCAGCACAUGGAGGAUUAUGGGCAGCCGCUACUGCCACUGAAAAUGAUGUCAUGUUACGUUUAUGUAUUUUACACACAGUUCAUGAGGCACGUGGCUUGGACAUGACCCCAAACAAUAUUCGAAGAUUGAGAGAAGCCAAAGAUUUUGAAAGUGCUGACUUGUUGAAUGUAAUAUUGGAAGAAGAAGUGAGUCAUGUGCAGAAAGGAGUGAAAUGGUUCAAGUUUUGUUGUGCCCAUGCCAUUCGAGAGGAACGAAGAAAGAACAGAGAAGAAAUGCAACAACAAGAUAGCACACAAGAGGAGGAAGUGGACGAGAAUUUAAUUCGACAACGAUUUCAUCAUUUGGUGCGAAACCAUACAGCCACAGGAGUGUUGCGUCCACCGUUCAAUCAUGAGUUGAGAUUGAAAGCAGGAUUCACAAAGGACUGGUAUGAACCUCUCAUUCCUAGUGAUGAGACAAAUGCAUCUCCUUCACACGCAACUACAAGCAAUGAUGAAGAAGAAGUCAUUCAUUAA
Molecule: messenger RNA, 993 nt
Organism: Naegleria lovaniensis
Lineage: Eukaryota; Heterolobosea; Eutetramitea; Acrasida; Naegleriidae
Exons: 2
Coding region: 1-993 (330 amino acids)
Source: RefSeq, a predicted model, not a curated record